UUGUUGUCAAAUCGCCGCAAAGUUGUGUGUUGCAUAUUGGGAGAUAAUUUUAUUGUUUUGCUACUAUAUUUUUAUCCAAAUAUUCCGCGAUAAGGCUGCACAAUGAAUUUAUCUGAGGAUAAUACAUUCGGGAACGGGCUUCUAUACGUGGGAUUUAAUCAAGAUCAAGGUUGUUUUGCUUGCGGAACGGAGAAUGGAUUUCGGGUGUUCAAUAGCGACCCACUUAAGGAAAAAGAGCGACAGAAUUUCGCUGAAGGUGGUCUUUCUUACGUCGAGAUGCUAUUUAGAUGCAAUUACAUGGCUUUAGUAGGAGGUGGUAAAACCCCCGUAUAUCCUCCGAACAGAGUCAUAAUAUGGGAUGAUUUGAAAAAAGAUUCUGCAAUAUCACUCGAUUUCAACAGCCCUGUGAAAGCUGUGAAGCUGCGAAGAGACCGCAUUGUUGUUGUAUUGGAAAACUUGAUAAAAGUUUACACAUUCACGGCUCAGCCACAGAUGUUACAUGUGUUUGAGACAUGCCAAAACACUAGAGGACUAUGUGUUGUCUGCCCCAACAGUAAUAAUGCUCUACUUGCCUACCCCAGCCGCAAAACAGGACAUGUUCAGUUGGUGGAAUUAACCACACAUGCAGGUGCCAGUGCUGCCCCAGAAGGUCACUUGAUAGCUGCACAUGAGGCACCACUCAGUUGCCUGGCCCUCAAUGUGGGUGGAACCCGGCUGGCUACUGCCUCUACUAAAGGCACACUCAUCAGAGUUUUUGACACAGGCACUGGACAGAAGCUUGCUGAGCUCAGGAGAGGCGCACACCAAGCUACAAUUUACUGCAUAAACUUCAAUCACUCAAGCACCAACUUAUGUGUUACAUCAGACCAUGGCACAGUCCAUGUGUUCAGCUUGGAAGAUGAAAAGCUCAACAAGCAGUCCAGUUUGGCGACAGUAAACUUUUUACCAAAAUAUUUUUCAAGCAAUUGGAGUUUUUGUAAAUUCACCAUCCCCAAUGGACCUCCAUGUAUCUGUGCCUUUGGAGUUGACAAAAGUUCCAUUAUUGUUAUCUGUGCUGAUGGAUCUUAUUACAAGUACAAGUUUAACGAAAAGGGCGAGUGUACUAGAGAUGUUUACGCUCAGUUCCUGGAGACAUCUGAAGACAGAUAAAUAUUACAUCUUAUUGAAGACGAUGUAACAAACUGUCACCCGAAAACUGAGUGUAUAAGUGAGCUUGUCUCCUAUAAACUCAUAUUCGCGAUAUUUGUUGAAUUUUUCGUGUGAUUAAUUAGUGAUACUACCUGAAAUUUAUAGAAUUAUAAUAAUAUUCAACGUAGAGAUAAAUAUUAUAUACAUUUAUGACGAUAUAUUUGUAAUGAAGAGAUGUAACUUGAAUUUUCAAGUGUCAUGUUGGCUUUAGCCAUGCAACUUAGAUGCAAAAAAUCACAUAUCAUGUAUCCACUCAAUUUCAUUAUGUACCUACUUCAUUACUAGAUGUUGGAGGCAGACUCAUUUAUAAACAAGUAUUGGCAACUAUCACAUAGUGCUACGUUACACAAUUCAUUCCCUGACCAACAAAAUGAAUAAUAAAUAUCUAAUUGUAGUUUGAGCUUUAUGUUGCUCUGUGACAUGUUAUAAAAUCUUAGAUUUUACGAUUGAAGACUUUUAAAAUACAAAACGUUAGAUUAGUUGUUUAGGCCAAGAAUUGUGUGAUUUUAUAUGAAAGCAGUGAAGGUGCAAAAUAUGUGUAAGAUAUUUUAAUCAUUAAUAUUGUGGUUGUAGCCAUUUAGUUAUCGUCACAUUGUGGCACUUAUACUCGAAGGUAUCCCGCCCUUGACAAAUGCAAUGAGUGAUUAGAAAAGUCAAUGUAAGUGCCCUUUUUUGAGAUAUGCACAUGCCACAUGGUUGUGGUCCUACUAUGUGCUCAUAUUUCUUUGGAAUAUAAAUGGAUAAAUGUUUUUCUACAAGUUUAAACAUAAUUUGUAUGCCAGUGUACAGCCACUAACUGGCUUUUCUAUUCAUUCGUUUGACUAGCAUAUAGAUGCCAUUUGUCUGUGGUGCCAGUGGGAGGGACUCAGGUCAGACAUUGGUCGCGUCGUGUCUGCUGCACAUGAUCAAUGUAUUAAACUUCCUUUAGACAUACCAUAUAAUUAUACUGAAAACUAAAACAUUAAUAUCACUUACAAAAUGGCAUUAAAUUUUACUGCACAUUGACAAAAUUAUUAGAAUUCAUUAAAACAGCCUUCAUUCCUUGUGAUGUGAUGUGCCGUUUCAGAAUCUAUGUGAAAAAUAUUAUGUAUGUUUUGUUUUUAUGGUUAGGGCAGAUUAUAUCUGCAAAGAAUCAUUAGUAUGAAAUUAUUAUUAUUGGAAAAUCCAAAAGAACUUUGAUGUCACAAGAACUAUUAUUUAGUUACGUUUGUUUUUCUUAGACCUUUAUAAGGAACAGUUUAACCAUUGAAUUUUGGUGUUCAUUCAUUUUAUAGUAAAAAAAGCUUGCUUUUUAACCGACUUCAAAAAAGGAGAAGCUUCACAUCAGCUGCAAUUAGUUUAUUCAUAUAAAAAAAACUUUGAGUAAUUGGAUUUAUUAAAACUUAAGACUGGAUCUUUGAUCAAUAUUUGUUAGUUACUAUAUUAUUGCAAAAUUGAGCAUUAUGUAGAAUAAAAGUUAAGUGGAUAGUACGUUAUUAAGAUGUGGUUAUUGUAACAAUAUUAUUUAUAUAACUUUUUUCACCUAGAUAUAUAAAUGUGGUCAAUCAACUAAUAUUACAGCCAAACAACUGUCUUGCGACAAAAA
Messenger RNA from Spodoptera litura, 2773 nucleotides. RefSeq names its product WD repeat domain phosphoinositide-interacting protein 3. The record is from RefSeq and is a predicted model, not a curated record. Lineage: Eukaryota; Metazoa; Arthropoda; Insecta; Lepidoptera; Noctuidae. Gene Ontology annotation, molecular function: protein binding.